Messenger RNA from Porites evermanni, 315 nucleotides. NCBI's taxonomy places the organism in Eukaryota, Metazoa, Cnidaria, Anthozoa, Scleractinia, Poritidae. The record is from the annotation of a GenBank genome assembly.
AUGAAAGUGGGGCUGCUAUUAAACCACAUCGGCGAGCCGUGUUUGGAAAUUUACUCGAAUUUCACCUACCUACCUGAGCGUGACGACCCCGCGGGAGGAGAAGAGAAACUUCCAGCCGAAGACUCCGACAACUACGCGACCGUUGUGGCAAAGUUUGAUGAAUACUUUCAAAAACGGGACCCUCAACUCAUGCUGCGAGAGAAAUUUUGGCUUCACCUUAAACGAGAGCCCACACAGACCUUUGAUUCGUGGGUGGUGACUGUCAAGGAAAGAGCCGCCGAGUGCAAGUUCCCAGCCGAUUUCUAUGAGCAAGCA